Messenger RNA from Aphanomyces invadans, 2043 nucleotides. RefSeq lists its product as hypothetical. The transcript has a single exon. Bases 697 to 1629 code for a protein of 310 amino acids. Lineage: Eukaryota; Oomycota; Saprolegniomycetes; Saprolegniales; Verrucalvaceae. The record is from RefSeq and is a predicted model, not a curated record.
CUCGGACCAUGCUCAUCAUCAUCAUGAGCCCAGACGAUCGGCCAACUUCAGCGGCAAUCUCGCCGCGAUCGAAAUGUCCGACUCGCAACUCUUUGUUGGCGCAGGCUGGAACCAACGAGAUGGUUUUUUUCUGGCAAGAAAGCGCCAUUCGUUGCGUCGCGAGCGGUAAAGGCACUUGUCGGGACGAUCGGUGGUGGACAAGGGGAUCGGUGGGUGCAUUUCAAUCACAUCACUUCCUUACCACAUAUCCGACACGGGGUGCAGCGACGUCUGUGGCGCAGGGGCGUCCGGCGCCGUUGUGAAUUCAUACUGCAAGAUGCAAGACUGACCAGAGUCAAACUUGUGGCCAAAGUCGGACGGGCGGUGGGUGGCGCUGCUCGGCCACGUGCCUCCAUCGACCACACGGUAGCCGGCAGGCAUGCAGUACCUAUUGCAGUGCGUCCAAUUCGUGGAUGCCACUAGUGAUGACGUGGCAUCGUCCCAGAGCAUCUGGUGUACGUCGUUGUUGCCUGUGGUGAGUUCGUACAGCCCACGGCCGUACCGGACGUCAAAGGCCACGAUGCUUUGGUUGGUGCCGCCGAGAAACAAAACAGUCCCGUCGUCGGAGAGUGCCACGGACGUGUUUAUUCCAUCGGCCCUCGACGUGGAUUCAAACCGAGCAGUGGGGGUGCACGUCCGUGCGUCCCACAAGUAGGCAUGGUGGAUGUCGCAAGUCGCAAUUGCCAGGGCGGACGAGGUGAACAUGUUCUGCACCGGGUGCAGGUGGCCAAAAAAGCGCUGCGAAAGCACUUCUGUUCGGAGAUCCAGCGCCCCAAACACUGGGCUUUCAGUGAACGCAGCCAAGACACCCCGCUCGUAGAACGGAACAACUUGGCUUACGUGUCGAUUGUCCAGAGGCAGCACGUAGGUUGGCGCUGUGCCCACCGAGACUUCGAUAGCAAAAGGAUUGUCAACGACGAACUCACUCCCGCCAUAUUGAGGACGCAGAUCGAGCCAUGGACCCGCGGAGGCGCCAUCGAUGUCACCGAUCUCGUAGUCUUCCAGCGUCGGUUGGGCCGUUUGACGCGGCAAACACGACAAACUGGACCACACACGCAAUCCCGCAUGUGCUGCUGUACCGGUGGGAAGCAAGCCGGCGCAGGCGGCCACGAGGGUGUCAUGGAAGAUGGCCAUCGAAGUAACCCUCGCGUUCACAUCGCCACAGGAGAGCGUGGUGUACAAUUGCCCACUUGCAAGGUCGAAUGCUUUCACGCGGCAGUCGCCAGAAAUCCACACGUGCUGAUCGUUCAUGGCCAAGGCUGUUCCAGGAGUGUAAAGCCCUGUGUCGACUUCGAUCGCGCUUUGGACUUGGAUUCGGCCACCGUCGUUGGGAGUGGUCGGGUGCACCAGUGGAAACAGAAUGAGCUGGGCAUCAUUCAUAAAGCCAGCUCCAUAGGCUGCCAGAAUCGACGACGACAUGGCAAUGCCAUUGUAUUGUGCAGGAGGGAUUUGGGAUGUCGUCUGGUACAGGUUGCAGCACCCGUGAAAUAUCGGCAAGUCCAUUGCAUCGUAAGUGAACGACUUGGCAAAUCGCGCGAAGCGGCCACAGAUUUCAGAAGGUGGUGGGGGGCAUGUGGUGGAAGCUUUUAGCGAGAGCUGGCACUGGGCUGGGACAAGCCCAAGCAUGCGUUGGAUUCGUUGACCUAUGCGAGUUGUGGGGGUAUCAGCUUCGACGCGGGGAAUGCCGAGGACAUUAGCUUCGUCCACGAUGCAAAAGCCAUUAAGUGAGGCCACCCACAGCGCAUCAAAGCGGUCGUGGAUUGGGGAUACUUGGCGCUCCACGAUCUGUGUUUCGAGUCGUUCGACAGGGUCCAACGGAUCCCACCGCCACGUCAACGUUCUUUGCACUUGCCACGCUUCAAGGAUAGUGCUGCGCAACUGUUCGUUGUCGUCCGAGUCGUACGCAGACGACUCGUCGCUACUAUCGUCCAAAUAGCCAUUGUCAAUGUAGAAGUGUCCUUCCAAUUCGCGGUCGCGGCCGUGCCAUCCAAACGACGCCAUCGC